Pezoporus occidentalis (night parrot) is the source of this 3084-nucleotide messenger RNA. It is a transcript of the gene CD96, whose product is annotated as CD96 molecule. The record is from RefSeq and is a predicted model, not a curated record. The coding region runs from base 462 to 2336 and encodes 624 amino acids. NCBI's taxonomy places the organism in Eukaryota, Metazoa, Chordata, Aves, Psittaciformes, Psittacidae. Gene Ontology annotation, biological process: inflammatory response; cell-matrix adhesion. The transcript is spliced from 16 exons.
UUCAGGAAAUACAUUUUGAAGCAACCCCGGUCAAAGAGGAAGAGGUCUGAUAUGUUGCAAGGAGCAACGUGUGGGUGUUUUCAGCAGGAUGCCCUUUGGUCCUCAGCUGCAGCCUGGCUGGUAGUGGCAUCAGUCAUACAGCCAUACUGUAAAGGAGCUGUGAGCAAACUGGUCUAGAGGAAGGUGUCCCUGCCCAUUGCAGAGGGGUUGGAACUAGAUGAUCUUCAGGUCUUUUCCAACCCAAACUAUGAUGUGAUUCUAAAUAAUUUCUCAGGUCAGAAGAAGCAAACACAUGUAGCCAAUGUAGUACACUGCCCUGCACCUCCAGUUGGGACAGAAGAGUUGCAACAGCAGAUGCUUGAGCAGAUAUGAAAGCAUUGCUAAAGAAACGGACCAAGGAUCCGAUUCCAAUUUUGGGGAAACUGAGGCUUUCACAUCUGCUUUGAAGUCACACUAAAACGAUGAGCAUGACUGUGCUGCACAUCUGCCUGUCUGCACGGGGCAGACCAUUUCAACUUCCUUUUCAGAGACGCUGCAAGGAGCAGGCCAAGAGAGCUACGUGUUUACCAAAGCAUCGUCGGGUGAGGAUGGGAAAAAGGUGCCUCUUCUCCCUCCUUUGUUUGCUCUUGGUGGCCAGCAGUGCAGGCCAGCCUGAAGAUGUCAUUACAGAAACAGAAGUAGUCCAGGCUUUGCCAGGUACCGACGUGACCCUGGUAUGCGGCUUCCCAAAACCACAUGCCACCUACAUCAUACAGACACAGUGGUCCAAGACUGAUGACACACAGCUUACCAGAAUAGCUGUUUAUCACCCUGUUUAUGGCACCCACUACUUCACCUUUCCUGAGGCUUCUUACAACUUUUCGGUGUCCUUCAGCACGGGGAGCUGCUGCAGCUGGGAUGAGACAGAGGCUUUGUGUUCCCCUGAUCCAAAUGCCAAGUCCGAAUGCAGUCGGUGGGCUCUGCAUCUGAAAAACAUUACCAUUUCCCUUAGCGGGCAGUAUGAGUGCAGUUUUGCUACUUACCCUUAUGGGACAAAGGCUGCAAAAAUCCAGCUUAUUGUCAAGGCAGAAGAGGAGCAGCACGACGUGAAGGAAGUGUGGUUAAACCAGACUUUAGAAAUUCCAUGCCUUGGGGACACGGCCUCAGAAAGUUUGUCCCAUUAUCCUUUGAAAUGGCUGGUGGAGCAAAAUGACACGAAAGAGGAACUUGUAACCAAGGAGCCCUCCUGUGCUGCAGUGUACAGGAACAGCAGCAUGCUCUGUGGGCAGAGAUUCCACCUGGGUUUGAAUAAUGCUCUAAAGAUUUUCCCCAUCAGAAUCACAGACGAUGGCAAGGUGUUCUCCUGCCAUGUGGUGUCCCAUCCGGAGAGAGUCCAGAAGAGCAGCACCACUGUGAGAGUAUUCGCCUACCCCGAGAUCUCUGUUGGCCUGCAGGAGGGUGCUGCUGGCACUUCAGACAAGCCUAACGUGACCUGCAUCAUGAGGAAGGUAUUUCCCAAGCCAAGCCUUGUGUGGUACGUGGACAGAGAGAGCUUGACGGAGCAGCCUGGAGGAAUUUCCAUUGAGCAAGAAGACUCGCAAGACAGUGAAGGUUUCUAUCAGCUGAGAUCAACGCUGGUGUUUCAAGGGACCCACCAGACAUCUAAGACGUUCUUGUGUGCGUGCCUGUUUUCCUUCCUUGGGAAUGGAACAUGGAAUAUUUCAUCAAAAGAAAUAUUUGUUUCCUUCGACAAUAAGCCUAAUGAAGCCUCAUCCAAAGCUUUCCCCACCAUGGCUUCAGAAGAGCACCCGUUGACAUCUUUGGCCUCCCCGGAUUUCAGAAGUCAAGCAAACUUGCCUCCUGCUUCCAUGACACAAGGAGCACUGAUUCCUACAGCAGAAACAAAAACCCAUACCAGCUCCACAGCAUUUAAUGAGAGAUUGACAACAGCAUAUCUGAAUGAUUCCAUCACCGAAUCCCCUCAAAGCCUCAGGAAUGCCACGCGCUUCUCCAAGAACACAACCCCGGUGUAUCGUGACCUGUCCUUCAGCAUCACCCAUCAGCCAAUUUCAGUUACCAGAGGGGAAGAUUUCUUUACGGCCAGCAGUUCUCUCAAUACUACUGGUGGUGUGAUGAACAUGAAAGCCAGUCACUUCCCCUGGCCAACAGUGGUAGCUGUCCUGCUCCUCUCCUGCAGCUUUCUGAUAGCUUUGGGCAUCAGGAAAUGGUGUCAGUACCAAAAAGAGAUAAUGGACAGACCUCCGUCUUUCAAGCCACCGCCGCCUCCCAUAAAGUAUGCCUGCAUGAUGGAAUCUGAUGGGACCCCCCCGUCCUGCCACGAGCUGGAAAGCCUGUAGCAUCGCCCACAGAAGGCCGACACAAUUAAAAGGCUUUGUCUUUAAAACAGUUUGGUGUUAAUGACCCAUAUUAAGAUGCAGAGCACCUAAAUGACAUCGGUGCUGGAAGCUGAGCGCUCCCGAGGACGCUUAUUUCAUCCCGUCUAUCUCUAUGCAUGCAUUACAUUAACACCGUUGUGAGUGUCACCCUGAGAUUACAUGUGCUUCAUUUGAGCUGCGGGAUCAAGGGGGAAUUUGCUGUCUUGUUAAUGGGAACAGAUUAACACAUCACUCCACCCGCCUUUUGUUUUGCUAAGUGUAUAGAGAUGACAGCUCUGCCAUAUGGGCACCACGAUUACAGGGGAAACGGUGGUUUAACACAAGGGUUUUGAUACCUACGGGAGCCGUUCUUACAAUUAUUACAUGUUUUGCUGUGCAAAUAUUGACAAAUAUGAACCAACAUGGGAUUUGGUAUCGCUGUGAAACCAAACCAAACGGAAUCAGCACCUUACACAGAAAGAAAGAGCCUGCAUCUCUUAUCAUGGGGUUGCAGCACAGGAUGGUGCAGAGGGAAAGGCCACGGUGCAGGCCUGGUGGGACUGCUUGCGAAGAUGAACCAGUUGUUGUUGAUGUUGCAAGAAAGAUCAACUUUGGACCCGUGGAGCAGAGUCUUGAGGACUGAAAUGAAUAAGGACCCUAAAGAUAAUGGGAAAUGCUGGUCCUUUUGGAAGUGCUGUGCCUUUGAAACAAUUAUCACUCUUGAGUCUGC